GCGCCGCGCAUGCGCGGGGUGGGGCCGGCACCUGCCCCCCGGCGGCGGCGGCGGCACCGGGACGGGGCCAGGCCGGCUCCCGGCAGCUGGCCCGCUCCCUGGGCUCGCGGAUUCAGGUACGCGUUCCGUCUUCGGAUCGGGUUCCAGAGUGCGUGGGUAGGCAGGCCAGGCUGUCGGCUUCUUCCAAAUCAAGCGGCUGUUAUGCUGGAGGAAGGCAUUCCCUGGAGAGUCCCGGAGACAGAAGUGCUGUAUUUGUAGAGCAGGUACAGUACAGACAGCCGCAAAACAAACCUCUUCUUCUGUGUCGGGCGUUUACCUUCGCUCGUAGAAUGCCCCUGGGAGGGGGAGGACUGGUCGGCGCUUGGCCUCUUUCCUGCGGCUGCUGACUAAGGAGGCUGUGGUGCUGGGCUUGUUGCAAUGUGAACUUGCACCUGUGCCCUAGCAAAGCGGACUGCGAACAGCAUUGCCGAGAAGGAGCAGCAGAGAAGCCGGGUCUCUGUGCCCAGGAAACCUCUUCCGAGCUGUAGAGCUCAUGCACAGAAAACAAGCGCAGCUCCACUUCUAAGUGUGGAGACCUGCUGCUUCCAUUUCAGACCUGAUGGAAGAAUUGUGUGCCGGAAAACUUGCCUAAUUGCCAGCUCUACCGGGUGUUCUAUGUGCACCAGUCUCAGCGCUGCUGCUUAAUUUCUGACGGGGACCAGAACAACUGGGAGAGAUUCCUGGGGUGCGGAUUUACUUCUUUCAGCUCUGCUAAGUGCAUGUGGAGUCCAAGUCAGUCUUUCACUACAAGAGACAGGACCUCUAGGUCCUCAGCUUAGUGACUUCCUGCAGAAUUUGUGGUUCAAAUAGCUGUCUUGCACUGUUUCUGAACUCUGUAGAUUGCCUUGGUCGGGUGGCGCUCCGUCCUGCUGCAAUGAGUGGGAAGUCCUUGCUCUUAAAGGUCAUUCUGCUUGGGGAUGGUGGAGUUGGGAAAAGCUCCCUCAUGAACCGGUACGUCACCAACAAGUUUGACUCGCAGGCUUUCCACACGAUUGGUGUGGAGUUCUUAAACCGGGACCUGGAGGUGGAUGGGCGUUUUGUGACCCUCCAGAUUUGGGACACUGCGGGACAGGAGAGAUUCAAGAGCCUGCGAACCCCCUUUUACAGGGGAGCCGACUGCUGCCUGCUGACCUUCAGCGUGGACGACCGGCAGAGCUUUGAGAACCUCAGUAACUGGCAGAAGGAGUUCGUCUAUUACGCUGACGUGAAGGACCCCGAACACUUCCCCUUCGUGGUUCUGGGCAACAAGAUCGACAAACUUGAAAGACAGGUGAGCACGGAGGAGGCGCAGGCCUGGUGCAUGGAGAACGGUAACUACCCCUACCUGGAGACCAGUGCCAAGGAUGACACCAACGUGGCGGUGGCCUUCGAGGAGGCCGUGCGGCAGGUGCUGGCGGUGGAGGAGCAGCUAGAGCACUGCAUGCUGGGCCACACCAUUGACCUGCACUCCAGCUCCAAGUCGGGGUCCUCCUGCUGUUAAGAGAGGCUGCCGCUUCGGGAGCGUCGCUUGGGCCGGCGGCUGGAUCGGAAUAAGUGCGGGCAGCUCUGGGGCACUCUGAGGCGGGCGGCCACAAGGACGAUAGGUGGUUUGCUCACUGGGCAGUUUGCAGCCUUACCGCCUGAAUUCUGGCUGGAGUUCCCGGGCGCAAAGGAUGUGUCUACGGGAGGGAGCUGUCAGAGAGCAUGCGAAUGUAGUCCUGCUUCCAUCUCUGCCUGUUUUAGCAGGUUUAAAGGACUGGGUUAAACUAAAGACAGUGAAUUUUGAUCUGUACCGAGAACUGCCUGCAGAACAAAGCCGAGGGCGCUCCAGACACUCUUUGAAGUGUUUUAGCCCUGAACUCAAAAAAUACUAGACCCACUAAACUCAUGACCUUACUGCCAAAGGAAAGUCUGCUCAGCGUACUGAGUGAAACCUCUUGGGGAGGCUGUAGCCCACACAACUGUGAGAAUGCCAGGUACUAGAGUGGUGAGAGGUGUGUAUCUGUUCCUUGGGAUCAAGGCAUUCUGUCCUGAGACUGAAUUGUACUAAGAAUUGUGAGAACUCUGUUACGAAACAACGUACAAAGGACAGAAGAAACCGAAUGCUGCAGCAUCACUUCUUCGUAGCUGCCUGUUUCUGGUCUGUUUUUCCCCACCUUUAACUUUGUCUUGUGUGGGUGUUGUUUUGUGGAGAGACUGGCUGCUGCUUGUUUAAUAUAUGUUUCCUUGUCUCUUCUGGAGGCUCAACACCAGAUCUUGCUCCUCAUAUCUUGAAUAGCCCUGGAUGAAAAAUACCGAUGUGGAUACUCUCCAGGUCAUGUCAAAGGGUUUAGAGUUACUCGGGAGUUCAGGAGACCUGGAGCAUGAGUCGUCAGCUGGUUUCUGCCAGAAGUGACCGCUGCGUCCAGACGAUGUGCUCUGGCAGACUGGAUGGAAGGUGUGGGGGAUGUCUCCUCAGAGUGCAGCUGGCCGGCUCAUGCGUGGUCAGCUGUUAAAUCCGCUCGUUCUGUGCGUGGGGCCGGUGACCACCGUGCUUUGUUAGCUGGUGGGUCAGCAUCUUCGGUUGCUUUAACAUAGAUGUUCCUAUUUAGAUGCUGCAACGGUAUUACCUGUUCUGUCAGGGACAGUGCUGCUCAGCGCAGUGAGCUCACGCCAUUGCCCUGGCCCUUGCUCCCUACAGGAGAAUCAAAUACAUUUUGUCUGUAACUCAACUGACAUACUACUGGUAGCGAAUGUCUGCUCAGUUAAUUGGCCCUUGUUAAUGGCAGCUGUGUUCAGUCCACUGCAGAGAGGUCUGGGCUGAUUCCACUUCUGGUCAAGGUGGCUGAAAAACAUGGGGGGGCAGGAAGCCUUCUAGGAAAGGAUGCCAGGCUUUGCUAAUCCCAGCUCCUGCUCCCUGCUAGUGUUAGUCCCGAGCUAUUUGUGUGUAGCAGAGAGGUCAGCGCUUGCUGGCUGCUGUCUUUGCCAUUGUAACCUCAUCUCCUGCAACUUCCCGUGCAAGUGUUUGUUCAGAACUAUGACUUUGCCUGUAAGCACGUAGGAGCCUGUCACGGGAAGAGCUUUCCUGAGUGUGUAUCCGCUAGCUGCUGAAUGCAGUUCCCACUGUGAUGAGCUACUGGAUAGCAAAUCGCGUAGCUCACGUAGAGCAGCCUCAUAUACUCUGCUUUAGAGCAGGAGAGUCUCCGCUCUCACACUGGCUGGUGGCAGCUAAUCCCCGUCCCCUAGCAGUCUCUGAACUUGCAGGGUGUCUCCUCUGGGAACUCAGGGUGAUCCUGCCCUUCUCACAGGGCAGCCACACGUGGAAGGGGCUGAAGCUUUAACACAAAGUGCUUUGGGGUCAUCUGAUUUCUAAACAGGGCUGAACGCUCACAUUCACAGGAAUGGAUAGGGAGUGCUUGCAGCCUCUGGAAAAUCAGGUCCCUUGAAGUGUAAGAGAAGGCUCUGCCUCUGUAGGUGCAACAUAUUUUUACAGGAUUUUAAAAUUAAUAUUACUAUUUAUUUAACAAUGUCUGACCUCCACCUACCUUUAGAUUUUUCUUCAGUUCAACACAGCUUAACAUUUCCUUCAAGAUCCCAAACUGUGACCUGUGGUUCUGCUCCGAACAGACACGUUCCACGGGAGCUCAUUCCCACAGAGGCCAUCUGGGCUCAGGCUCCUGUUUGCUGUCCAGCCUGGCACGGGGGCUGCAGAGGAAGCUCCCUGCGGGUGAAACUGCCUCUGUCCCAGCACGGAUCUUGUGAUCUCUGUGAGGACUGUACCUCUGGUGGGCGAGGGCAGGGACUGAGCAGCCUGUGGUGCAGGAGGAAUACACGCACAGCACAGCGUGCUGUUUGCCGUGCCUCGGGGGCGUGUUGAUGCUCCUGGCUGAAGCUCGAGAGCCUCAUGGUUCACAGGCUGUGCAAACAGUGUGCGUUCCUUGGAGGGUGCUGCACGGCAUCUUUUAUUUCUAACAGAUGUUGGAUUGCCUUUUUAAAACAAAAAUAUUUUAUUAGGCUUAUGUGUUUUUAAAAAUCCAUUUAAAAGUAUAGUAUAUUUAAAUUGUUUAAUUUAUUCUAAAUGAUACGCACAAUUUCCGAAGGAGCCACGAUCUUGAACUCUUUGUUGCAAAGUUCAGUGCCAACAGCUGUCCCCUCCCUGUGUCCACUCAUGCUGCUGCAGUUGUUGCUAUCGCUACGGAACUGGAAUUGUAAAACUGAGAUUCUACCUUUAUUUAAGCAAAUAAAACAUGGAUGUACUCGA
Messenger RNA from Cygnus atratus (black swan), 4258 nucleotides. RefSeq names its product RAB9B, member RAS oncogene family (gene RAB9B). Lineage: Eukaryota; Metazoa; Chordata; Aves; Anseriformes; Anatidae. Gene Ontology annotation, molecular function: GTPase activity; GTP binding. Gene Ontology annotation, cellular component: late endosome; lysosome; phagocytic vesicle. The transcript is spliced from 5 exons. Gene Ontology annotation, biological process: Rab protein signal transduction; retrograde transport, endosome to Golgi. The record is from RefSeq and is a predicted model, not a curated record. Bases 914 to 1519 code for a protein of 201 amino acids.